Centropristis striata (black sea bass) is the source of this 3860-nucleotide messenger RNA. RefSeq names its product methionine adenosyltransferase 2Aa (gene mat2aa). NCBI's taxonomy places the organism in Eukaryota, Metazoa, Chordata, Actinopteri, Perciformes, Serranidae. The record is from RefSeq and is a predicted model, not a curated record. Gene Ontology annotation, biological process: S-adenosylmethionine biosynthetic process. Gene Ontology annotation, molecular function: ATP binding; methionine adenosyltransferase activity. The coding region runs from base 201 to 1391 and encodes 396 amino acids. The transcript has 9 exons. Gene Ontology annotation, cellular component: cytosol; methionine adenosyltransferase complex.
CUGCAGAGAAGUAACCAGAAGGGUCUGAAGAAGUUGUUCAGUCAAAGAAAUACAGCUCAGUCCAUUCAGCCCCUUCGACUCGUGAGCCCAAACUUGAAGCAGCGUGGUUCAGGUUUAGUUUCGGCUGUGAAAACCUGCCCAGCUUCUUCCUCUAACUUCUGAGUAUCUGAGCGGCUAGCCUUGUUAGCUCACAAGCUAAAAUGAACGGCCACCAGAACGGUUUCCACAACAACGCGCUCAUUGAUGAAGACUGCUUCCUCUUCACUUCUGAAUCGGUCGGAGAGGGACACCCAGAUAAAAUUUGUGACCAAAUCAGUGAUGCUGUGUUGGACGCACACCUCAAACAAGACCCUGAUGCCAAAGUAGCAUGUGAAACUGUUGCUAAGACGGGGAUGAUCCUGCUGGCGGGGGAGAUCACCUCCAGGGCCAACAUUGACUACCAGAAGAUUGUCAGGGACACAGUCAAACACAUUGGAUAUGAUGACUCCUCCAAAGGCUUUGACUAUAAGACCUGCAAUGUGCUGGUGGCUUUGGAGCAGCAGUCUCCUGACAUUGCUCAGGGCGUUCACCUGGAUCGAAAAGAAGAAGAUGUGGGAGCCGGGGACCAGGGUCUGAUGUUUGGAUAUGCCACUGAUGAGACUGAGGAGUGUAUGCCCCUCACUAUCGUCCUGGCUCACAAGCUGAAUGCUAAGAUGGCUGAAUUGCGCCGAAAUGGAACGCUGCCGUGGCUCCGACCCGAUUCCAAAACUCAAGUGACUGUUCAGUACAGACAGGAUCGAGGGGCCAUGAAGCCAUUGCGUGUCCACACCAUUGUGAUCUCUGUGCAGCACGACGAGGCUAUUAGUUUGGACGAAAUGCGCAAAUGUCUGAAGGAGCAGGUGGUGAGAGCGGUGGUUCCCAGUGGAUACCUGGAUGAUGAAACCGUAUACCACCUGCAGCCCAGUGGACGCUUCGUCAUCGGAGGACCGCAGGGUGAUGCUGGUCUGACUGGGCGUAAGAUCAUUGUUGAUACGUACGGAGGCUGGGGUGCUCAUGGAGGCGGAGCCUUUUCUGGGAAGGACUACACAAAGGUAGAUCGCUCUGCGGCCUAUGCUGCGCGCUGGGUGGCCAAGUCUCUGGUGAAAGCUGGGCUCUGCAGGCGUGUAUUGGUCCAGGUAUCCUAUGCUAUUGGAGUUGCCCAUCCACUCUCCGUCUCCAUCUUCCACUAUGGGACCUCUCAGAAGAGCGAAAGGGAGCUGCUGGAAAUUGUGAAGAAGAACUUUGACCUCCGUCCAGGAGUUAUCGUGAGGGAGCUGGACCUGAAGAGGCCCAUCUACCAGCACACAGCAGCUUAUGGUCACUUUGGGCGUGACGUCUUUUCAUGGGAGGUGCCCAAGGCGCUGAAAUACUGAACCCCUCCUCUUAUUUUCCAUACGGGCCACAGGUGUACUACAGAUAAACCUGUGUAUCCGUCCACCUCCCUCCUUUCCCCUCCUCCUCCUCCUCCUCCUCUUCUUUUUCUUUCUUCCUCCUCACACACAGCCACAUCACCAUAGCCUCUACUUCACGAAAUAAUGCCCCGUCUCCACCUGUUAUCACUGUACACAUCUCCGUGAGAUAACAAUAGUUUUUCAGUUUCAGAUAUCAAGUUGAUCUAGCAUGUUGGAUAAAUAGUGGGUACAGAUUCGAGCAGUGCUGCCGGCUUUUGUUCAUCUUAGUUCAGGCAGCUCACCUCACUUUUUGUAUGAUUAACAGUAAUCUAGUGUCCUGACACCGCUAGGUAAAAGUGGAUUAACCUAAUCUCUUGCAGUAUAUAUUUAUAGCAGAUUUCCAAAAUGACCACAUGGAUAUUUUUUCGUAAAAUAUUUCCAGUAUUCCCCAGCUUUCAAAAUCAGAAUCUCACUGCUGUUUAGUUGUAGGAGUGAUUAAUGGUUUGCAUCCUCUGUUGCUUUUCCUUUUAUGGCAACAUGUCAUUUCCCAUUUCGCCUAACUUUGUUCGUCUAAUGGCAGUUGAGCAUUGCAAAAACAUCCGCUCUGUUCACAUCAAACCCUUACCCUCUAUGAUUUUGAAAGUCUGGUCGCACAAAUGGGGUCAAACACAUGUCAAGGAAUACGGAAUCUGCUCAUUUUCUUAUUUUUGCUGUCCCUUCAGGCCAUUUGUUUUUCUGACGUUUUACAGAGAAGUCAGAAGCUGCUAAUGACCUUGUGGUUAUGUUGGGCUGCACCAUGAAAUCACUGUUUUUAGAAUUUAUUUUGUUGGUUUAAAUGUCAUGUGAAUGUUCCAAAUUGUGUUAAAUGUGUCAAUGUUUUACUGACCAAGAUAAAGGCACGGUCCCCUGAGUCUGAGUCUGGGUGUAGCUACAGAGAAACCCAGCUCAGUCGCCUCUCAGCGGGCGCUGCCUUCAUCCCAUGGCAACAUUGUACUUGAAAUAAUUUAUAGAAUGGCAUUUGACUAUUGCGGGACCUAACUGUUUGACCAAGAAGGAAGUACAACUGAGUAAUGUGUGCCACAAGUUUUUGUAUCAACAAAGUGUUUUUCACUCAGUUGCACACGUUUAGGAUCCUCAGACCUUCAGUCUCACCUGCACACAAUGUGAGAGGUGGAUAAGCAUUGAAACAUGGAGAGUAGAGCCACAGACAGACCAAGAGAUAAGAGGAAGCACACAGUCGGCUUAGUGAAUGUAAGACGUGGUAUUACUACUUGUCUUCUCAGCAGGGUUAGUUUUGUAAACAGGGAUGUGGGAUCAGACUGUUACGGUUACAUUUGACGAUUUUGAAUCUCCUGUGGAAUUGCACUGCACAUUGCUUCUUUAUUACCAAAAAUGAAAAAGGCCUCUUUUUUUUCAAUGUUUUAUAUAAAGUAGUUCUGAAAUGGAUAUUGAGCUUGCAGCUGAGGCUUUUGUUUUUAACUUAUUUUUAUUUAUUUGUUUUUAAAAACAUGCAUUCUUUACACCAUACCCAAUGAGUCAUGGUUGGCACAAGUCUGAUUUUUCCCGAUUAGCACACUUGAAACAAUCCGGGUUUGUCAAGGUGGCCCCUCAUUUUGUUCUUGUUUCGUGAGGAAAUGCAGAUAAAGUGCAAAAAAUGUGUGCAAAGGACCCUGGGCAGAUUUGACCCCAUGACGUUGUGAAUACACAGUAUAUGCCUUUGAAUGCUUCCCAAGUUGUUCUCCUUGACUUUACUCCUGAAUGUCACAAUAUAGUUGCAGAGUUGAGGCUAAGCCAGCUGUAAAUCUGCAAGGUUGGUAUUUACCUUUUUAAAAUCACCAGUUGGUACUUUGUCUGAGCUUUGUGCACAGUUUGCGUGUCUAAAAAUGUCCUCAUUGUGUAACUAGGUGGCGCUGUGUCCUCGUAUAUAAUGGAGAAAUAUAAUAUCUACUUUAACACUGAUAACUUGUCUUUAGUUUGGCUCCUCUGGCACCACCUUGUGGUCAUGUGAGUAUACUGCAGAGAAACCUCAAGCUAGGAGUGUUGCUAAAGGCAGAUCAAUCAAUCAUACAGUAAAAUGACUCCUAAAGAUUUUUUUUUACAUGUUUGCAUCCCUAAGCCCAUCCACAAUGAGGCCAAUAAUUUGUUGGUGUUGUACAGAGAAACCAGCCUGUUUACAUGGUCUCCUGUGGGGGGUGUUGAGAAGCAUUUUUUUCUCUGUUUAAUAUUAUUUUCUAAUGAUUAGAAGUUAUUCAAGAAGUAUAUGUGGUUGCUGAAUGUGUAAAAGUGCCUUUUCUCAUUUUUUGCAAUGCCCCUAUCCCUCACCCCCACAUAUCCCCCUCCCCCAGUUUCUACCCCGAGGUUGUAAAAUCUCAGUAAUUCAUUCUGAGGAGUCGGAUUUGUUGUUGAGUUUCUCUUUCAAACCCUGUCAAAAUAAACUGCACUCUCCUUCUA